Messenger RNA from Zychaea mexicana, 562 nucleotides. RefSeq lists its product as uncharacterized. The coding region runs from base 100 to 483 and encodes 127 amino acids. The transcript is spliced from 3 exons. The record is from RefSeq and is a predicted model, not a curated record. NCBI's taxonomy places the organism in Eukaryota, Fungi, Mucoromycota, Mucoromycetes, Mucorales, Lichtheimiaceae.
UCCAGUAAGAAGGAGACGAGGUAAUUAAAUUCAUGCAAAAGAGCGCACAAGCCACACUAUACCACUUUCUCCUUUCGUGUAUAUGUAUAACUGUUGGCAAUGGCAGCAACAGCAACAGCUGAAACCGUAAAACCAAGGCGGAUCACACGCUUGCCCUUGAAGGAAUGGGAAUACCUCAAGUUAAAAGUAUGGUCUGAAAACUUUAUUCCUAAUGUCACUGAAGUGACUUUCCGCAUGAGUAUACAACAAGCACUUCAAUCGUCUUUUGGGUUGGCUGGCGCAUCCAUUGUCAUUGAUGUUUUGGAUUGGGAUGACAAGACCAACAUUGGAUUCAUUAAGGUGUCGCAAAAGGAGCUGGUUACUGUAUGGACGGCAUUAACACUUCACCAAUUCCGGGUGAGUGGUCAUGCUUGUAGUAUAGAAGUACUAGGUGCUUCAGCGAGUUUGAUUAGUUUGGCAGAUGAUAGUCGAUCGCUGAAUUAAUAUAAUUCGCUUUGUAAAUAUAUAUCACUCCUGUUAUUAUUAUUAUUAUCUUUUUACAAUAGUAAAUAGAGAGAAAGGA